CUAAGCAUAUGCAGUGAGCUGGAAGCCAAGCAGCUUCUGUUGGCUCAGGCUAUGAGUGAUGCAGAUAGGGUUUUAGCACAUCUGGGGCUUAACGAAAGGCAAAGACUGCAGCAGCUCAUCUCAGAAACUCAAGCAGAGGUAGAGUCCUUGAGCGUCAAAGUUGCUCAACGAAGGAAACACCUGAGCAAAGCCUUUACAGAGAGAACCCAGUUCCUUUUGGCUGUGAAUCAAGCUAUCACCUGGGUCCAGCAAAAUGAAAAGAAAGCACAAGCAGAGGAGUACAUAGCCCUUCUUCCUGAUGACCUAUCUAAGCAGUUGAGGACUUGCAGGAAUAUUCAGAGCAGCUUGAGAGCCUACCAGAGUGAGCUGACCUCCCUGUGGUCCCAAGGCAGGGAUCUGAUGAAAGACUCUGCCGAAGAAGAGAAAUCAGAGAUGCUAAACAAACUCCAAGAGCUGCAGAAUAUCUUCGAAGUUUCCCUACAGAAGUGUAGCCAGAGGCUACAGGAGCUGGAAAAAGUGUUGGUGACCAGGAAGUACUUCAAGGCAGAUCUCGAAAAGAUAUGCCAGUGGUUGAAGCAAGCCGAUAUUGUGACCUUCCCAGAGAUAAACCUCAUGAAUGGAGAUGCAGAAUUAAGUUCGCAGCUUACAAAAUACCAACAAAUAUUGGAUCAAGCCAUGGAAUAUGAGAACCUCCUGCUAACUGUGCAAAGAACAGGUCAAGAAAUACUUCCCACUCUG
This is a messenger RNA of Sinocyclocheilus anshuiensis, 738 nucleotides long. Its product is annotated as nesprin-1-like. The transcript has a single exon. NCBI's taxonomy places the organism in Eukaryota, Metazoa, Chordata, Actinopteri, Cypriniformes, Cyprinidae. The annotation marks the transcript as partial. The record is from RefSeq and is a predicted model, not a curated record.